AUGUGUUCUUAUUAUUGUUAAACUACAAAUGGAGCAGUUUCUAAAAGGUUUGCCCAAAGUGGAGCUCCAUGCUCACCUCAACGGUUCCUUGGGCAUCAAAAGCCUAUGUGAUCUUGGCGAGCGAUUGUAUGGAAACUCCUCUGAAGAUUUCCUGAAGUUGUGCGCGCGCUUCAGUCAGUUUGAAAAGGAUAUGGAUGCAUGCUUCGAGAAGUUUGCUUUUGUGCAUGAGUUGACCUCCACCCGGGAUGGUCUGCGAUUUGCCACAGAGCUGGCUGUUCGGGAUUUCGCUGAGGACAACGUCCAGUAUGUAGAACUGAGGACCACUCCCAAGGCGAACGAAAACUAUUCACGCAGGGAUUACCUGCAGACCGUGAUCGAUGCAAUCAAGGAAGCUAGCGAAACGUAUCCAGAGAUAACAGUCAAACUACUGCCCUCCAUCAAUCGAGCGGAACCAGUGGACGUGGCUGAGGAAACAGUUUCCCUGGCUGUGGAGUUGGCACAGGCUCAUCCAAAUCUUAUCUUAGGCAUCGAUCUAAGCGGUAAUCCAGGCAAGGGGCGGUUUUCAGACUUUGCUCCUAUUCUUGCACAGGCCCGAGAUACGGGUCUGAAAUUAGCUAUACACUGUGCCGAGAUCGAGAAUCCAUCGGAGGUGAAGGAAAUGCUGCAGUUUGGAAUGUCCCGCUGUGGACAUGGAACUUUUCUUACUCCCGAGGACAUUGAGCAACUUAAACAACGAAGUAUAGCCAUUGAAUGCUGCCUCACCAGUAAUGUUAAGUCGGGAACAGUGCCAAGCUUGGAGGAGCACCACUUGAAAAGAAUAAUGGAGGCAGAUGCACCCAAGGUUAUCUGCACGGACGACAGCGGCGUUUUUGAUACCACAUUGACAAAGGAGUUUCUGAUUGCUGCCGAAACUUUCGGUCUAACCCGUGAGCAAUGCAUCGAUUUGACCUUGGAGGCAGUGCAUCAUUCAUUCGCCAGCGAACAGGAGCAAAUACAGAUGACGGAUAGGGUGGAAAACUACGCAGUCAUAUACGCCAAAUAAAUAAACUGUGACUGCCCUAAUUCAAAUAAAUGGGGCUUGUAUGUAACACCAUAUACCAACCUGAUCCUUAUUUGUCAAAAAUUGUGUUUUACCUUUUAAUAUCAUUCUUUUUAUUCAAUAUGUAGAAGUAUUUAGUUACAAGUUUGUUCAUUAGUUAUGUUCAUCCUUCGUACGUACAUAUGUGGCUAAUAAGUUUUUAUGUUUUUCUCGUUUAAUAUCAUUCAUAAUUGAAUUCAAGUUUUCUUUUCAUUACUUUAUGUUCUCGUUUCUGCCGUUCUGUGUGGCUUAGUUGGGGUUUAGGCAUUCAAAAUACAAUGGAGUACAAGCUUUGGUCAAUAGCGGGCUGUUAAACUGCACCAAGUGAAGUGGACGAUCGAAAUCUAAAGAAACCAAGAUAAGACUUAAAAGAUCGGAAUCCGUUUAAUCUGUUUAAUAGCACAUUUUGAAACAAACUUUUUGGGUGAAGACAUCUUUAUAGUAGGCCCACUUCAUCCACUUACCCAAGCCUGCAGAUUAGCUUUCAGUUGAAUUGGUUUGCCUGCCUGGUAUUCCCUAUAUACAGUUUAUCUAUAUUUUAUACUUUUAGUUUGGUUUCUGCUUACUGCUGUGUUUCUACAUGAGUUUUACUACUGUAUCCAGUUCAUUCCAUAUGCCGAGCUUCAAGGAACGACCGACUUAGGAGUUUAUUUAUAUCGUAUAGAAGUGUUUUUACCCCAACUAGAGAGUUCAAUUACAAAUCUAUAUAUUUAUAUAAAGGUUUACAUUUCUACAAUUUGGAAAAAUUCUACUAGUUGAAAAUGGUAUGGUAUGGAUUUUGCUGUUGUAUUCGACUUUAUUUAGGAGUUCGGGCAUAAGGUUUUGGUAUUCUUGCUUUUAAGUAUGUAUAAUUUUGUUAAAAUGUACGGCCUGGUAAAAGUUUAGCUUGCCAAGGCUUAUAAAAAAAUAUGUCUUGUUUACUUACUGGCUCAUUAUAAAAGUCGACCAUUUUUGGGUAAUAUCAUAUAGACAGCUAGCCUGCACAUAUAUAAAAAAUGCGCCGUAUAAAAUGCCUCGAACUUGCGCUCUUUUGGUUGUUGUGCCAUUUUCUGCGGAUUUGGAAGGGCUAUAGGUUAUGAUUUGUAGUCAUCGCAGCCUUCCAUUGAAGCCAAUUAGUUGAAACUAUGUGUGGGUGUGUGCAUUUUGGUGUGAGGAAGAGACAAUUAAAUCGGGUCGAAUUGAGAAAUAAAACGUUUUCUUUUUGCUACAUAA
This is a messenger RNA of Drosophila mauritiana, 2290 nucleotides long. It is a transcript of the gene Ada, whose product is annotated as adenosine deaminase-like protein. Lineage: Eukaryota; Metazoa; Arthropoda; Insecta; Diptera; Drosophilidae. Gene Ontology annotation, molecular function: adenosine deaminase activity. The transcript is spliced from 2 exons. The record is from RefSeq and is a predicted model, not a curated record. Bases 29 to 1042 code for a protein of 337 amino acids. Gene Ontology annotation, biological process: inosine biosynthetic process; adenosine catabolic process.